Zychaea mexicana is the source of this 1195-nucleotide messenger RNA. RefSeq lists its product as uncharacterized. The transcript has a single exon. The record is from RefSeq and is a predicted model, not a curated record. NCBI's taxonomy places the organism in Eukaryota, Fungi, Mucoromycota, Mucoromycetes, Mucorales, Lichtheimiaceae. Bases 157 to 882 code for a protein of 241 amino acids.
GUUGGAUUUUCUCUCUAAAUUAGCUUUUAUUAUCCCUUGUUAUAGCGUUUAUCUGAUAUAUACUGUUUAUCUACUAGCGUUCGCUAGCUGUCGUUGACGAAAACGGAACCAUCCAAUUGGGCAAUCUGGUUACUAUGGCUGACCGUGAAGCUGCGCAUGGAUGAAACUCAAGAUAUGGAACUGUCGCAACAAGAAGCACAAGUUGAUGAACUGUCUGAACAACAAAGAGCCCAGGAUAGCACACCAAACGAGCAGAAGACAUCUUAUUUGCAAGGUCUACUGAAAGCGUUAUUACGUUCACCGAGUAUACCACGAGACCGAGACGUAGAAGAAGCUCAAAUCACGGAGUUCACACGAAUGAAAAGCUUUGCUGCAUUGGAGGUCGCAGCUGUGCAAAAGAUUGCCAACGCACUUUUACCAUCCACGCCCGACGACGAAACCCGAUGCUUCAUGACAGAGCUUCCAUUCGUAGUCUUAUCAAAUACGAUUCUACCUGCUAUUGGCUACAAAGACCAUAUUGUCGCUGUUCAUCCUGAUGCUGCACCUCACAAUAUCCACGUGCAGGCAUUGACACCAGCAAUCAUGUACGAGAUUUUGACACCUCAUAAUCGUGGACGGGCUCAAGGUCAAUAUCAAGUGCUAGAUGACCAGAACAAUCCCAUUAGAUCGUGUGAACGAGCUCGAGAUAACCCCGAUGCUAUGCUAUGGUCCUUCUUCGAUCAGUCUCGUGUUGAAUCACUAGCGGACCGACAUCGCAUGGAAUUCUAUAAUCGCAUUAUCGUACGACCAGACAAGACCGUAUCUAUCGUUGGAAUCAUGAAGGAAGCGACGAAAGAAGGGAGGUCGGUCAGGAGCGUCAGCAACCAUUGGGACGACCGAUAAGACGCAUGAACAGUUACAAGCUGAUGAAGAGCGGGCAACAUCGAGCAUAAAAGAGCUACAAAGAAGACAUGGUGUUCUAAGGAAAAAAUACCAACAAACCGCCAAGGAACGCAAAAUAGCCAAAAAUCGUUUUCAGUUUGCAACCAAACAUGAAAGAAUCGAAGCAAGUACCGCACUAUCGAUACGUGUGCGUGAAAAUCGGCAAGCUAGGCUCGCUAUGCUGCUUAAUCAUCGUGAUUUGAAGAAUGAAAAGAGUCGUAGAUACAAGACCCAGAAGGUAAUAUUAUCCUCUCUAAACUUCUUGAGCACAUGU